AUGCUUGAAUGCAAACAUCCUGAGCGAUCGACAAAGGGACCGACCCGACUGCAAAAGCUCUUACAGCAACAGCCGGACCUGGACCUGCGUGAGGAAUUCUCAAAAGCUGGUCCGGCAAAGGCUGCUAAUAGCACAGAAAGUCCAUCAUAUUCUCACAAACGGGACGAAGCAAUUUACCCGCAAUUCUAUGUGGCGUUGACCACCUAUUGGCUAAUAUGCGAGGCGAUGCGGUUCGCCAAAAUUUGCUAUUAUUCGCGCCAGACAGAAGAAAAUAUAGUAUGGGACAAGAUAGAUGCACUGUAUCACAGUCGGAAGAUACUGCUAGAAGCCAUCCAGACCUUAGAAGUAUAUGAUUUUGUCGGUGAUUACCUGAUAAGACAACUGGAAUAUGCGAAACUGGAAACAUUUAUCCAGUGGGUGGGGAAUAAAGAAUAUCUUUGGCCGAACAAUACCACUGAGUUUGGCUGGGUCCGUUUUCUUCACGAUAUGCGUGUUGUGUUGACUCCGGCCGAUGUGGUCGAGCUUUUAAUUUUUACAUGCCACUGGAAACAGACUUCCGAAAGGAAGCUGGCUUGGGGCCCCGAGAAGAAAUCCGACUAUCUUAAACAACGUCUAUUCUUCGCUUACGGGUUUCCUGGGCGGGUUGGGGAGGUUGAUUCAAGGGAAUCUCCCGACACAAGCUAUACUGUCAAAGACCUUGAAAGUCCAAUUGAACUAAUGCUGCAGAGGUAUCCCGCAAUACCUGGUCAAUAUUGGCACAAGAUUUGGAGGGACUACCGCUGUAACAAAUGGAAAACGGACGCACGAGGGAAGGCCCUAUUGUGGAAAUUUUCAGAUCAAGCGAUUGUAGACUGUCUUUUGGAGCUUUGCGGACAAGCUGCUUCGUCCUCCUUGCAGUAG
Molecule: messenger RNA, 900 nt
Organism: Aspergillus tanneri
Lineage: Eukaryota; Fungi; Ascomycota; Eurotiomycetes; Eurotiales; Aspergillaceae
Exons: 2
Coding region: 1-900 (299 amino acids)
Source: RefSeq, a predicted model, not a curated record